Messenger RNA from Paramacrobiotus metropolitanus, 2788 nucleotides. RefSeq lists its product as uncharacterized. The record is from RefSeq and is a predicted model, not a curated record. Lineage: Eukaryota; Metazoa; Tardigrada; Eutardigrada; Parachela; Macrobiotidae. Bases 118 to 2343 code for a protein of 741 amino acids. The transcript has 7 exons.
UUACAACACGCUGGUGCGCAAUAUUGCAACACAUCAGAGAGCCAGCUCUAAUCUAAAUUAGACCCCUCUGUUUACUGUAUUCUGAGAACGUUCUCCAAGAUUCGUUAAACCUCCACAAUGAGGAAAUAUCGGAAGAUGUUCAGGCAGUGCUUGGAUAAGAACCGUGCUUGGGCGUACCAGGAAAUUAUAGUGGAAGCCCUCGUUAUUCUCUGGUUUAGCUGCCACAUCUCCGUUAAACUCGGGACGCGAAUUUAUCCAGAAUGGAAAGCAACGCGCCUCGAUCCCAGCCGGUUGACUACUUCGGACAAUGUCCUUUUAAGCGUUCUGAACGGACAAAACGGCUGCUUCUGGGACAGCAUGGUUGCCAGCUGGAAACCGACUCCUCCAGUAAUCGCAACGGGUAACGAAAACGUGGCCGUAACAAACAAUACAGGGCGUGCCGUUGUCGGCUACGUGGCCACCUUCGCUGCAGUCUGCACAACGGCCAUCGUGAGCGUAUCCGUCGGUUUGUCUCUUUUCGUUAACCGUCGCUGGAAUUUCCCACAAUUCAAACAGCAUCUCCCCUACUGCCAACGCAUCACGGCGUUCUUCCGCUACGAUAAGAACCGGCAGUAUUACUGGGCGGAUUAUAAAGACCCCAACGCUUCACGGAUCAUUUUCGUGCUGCUGCACUUGGUCUUGGCGGUCGUCAAUACGUUAUGCUUUGUCUGGGUGUGGUGCAUCGUCUGCGCUCUGCCUGUUGUUACGGCGGCGUCGAUAUUGGUCGCAGUAGUUAUCAGAUUCGCCGGUGAGGAUGCCGUGUUUCCCUGCAGUGUACUGUUUAUUUGUCUGCUGGGUGUACACUGCACUGGCCGCAUCUGGGGAGUGUGGAUGACGGAGUGUUAUUCGACGUGGUUACGAAAGAAAUUCGGUGCUAUUGGAUGGAGGGACGGAACCAAGCUCGCUGCACACCCGGUAGUUCUAAGCGGAUCGCCGCACCCCAUGGAGAAGGAUAUGCCUAUAAAAGAACGGCGCGCACGGCGUGGACACUUGCUACAGUACAGUAUGUUCGUGUUCCUCUUUGCUUGCGCGAUUGUUGAUGGGAAUGUGCGACGCCCCUUGUUCAUGAUGUUUCCACAAAUUGACUACCUAGUUAGUACAGUGAGCGAUGCGCUGACAAGCAGUGGGUCAAGCGGGACAGAAGGCGCACCAACAAACUGGACGUACUGGACCAGGGUCAAUCGGACGGUGGAACAGUGCAGACCCAGUCCGCAAACAGGUUUCGCGCAAAACCUAGCGAUGAUGUCGUAUUGGACGGAUCUUGCGUACGAUGAACUGCGGGACUCCACUUCUAGCAAAUCCAUCCUUCUGAUGGGGUUCGCCUCAUCGUUGUCUCCCCUGGUGCAUUGGAUAUCUAUGGUGUGGACCGGAAUACUGGUCGUGCUGAGCGAUGCACCAGUUACUUUACUGCUGACGAUGGAGGCCUUAAUCAUAGGCGUGGUUAUAGCGGUUAUUCUGGUACUCGUCGGGGUCAUCCUUGUGCUUACCGUCCUGAACUUCCUCUAUACUGUCGUGUCUGCCGUUAUCAAGUCAAUUUUUCACCAAAGAAGAAGUCGGAUGGAGAGCGUAACCCAUAUCCAUUACUAUGACGCUGUGGAAAGUGGUGAGAUGGGCCCGGAAAAUCGAGAUGGUUCCAUGGACGACGGUGGUGUUGGUACUUGCUACUGCAAACACACUAAUCAAGAUUUCAUCGAAAAGACUCCUUUUAAACCGUCGGAAAAUGACAAGUACGUAGGUUGUUCCCUGGGCGAGGUCGACUCUGACGAGUCCCAGGCAUGCUGCGCCCAACAACAGGCAGCGCUGCUGGCCUCAGACAAAAAGAGAGACUAUGCACAGAAAAGUGCACAAAUAAUCCGAAAACCCUUCUGCAUGUGCUCGUUAUGGGCCAACCUACAAUGCGCCACUAUCAUACUCCUGCGUCAGAACAUUGCCGGUGUGAUUCUGCCCUUUCCCGUUGUUGCGUUUUUCCUACCGGAACGCUUACAACUCCCCGGACUGCUAUUGUUCCUGACGGCAUAUUUACUGUGGAAUUAUGGUGAAAUGAUUCGCAUUUUGCUACAGCUGCGCAAAGAAAAACGCAUCGAUGAUGCCGCCGAAAAACACGAAGAAGAACAGAAACGGAAGGAAAUGGCGAAAGGAGAGAAAAUUAAGGAGAUAGCCGAAGACUGUGACAACUGCGUGGAAGAUGGUGUAGCGAAAAUCACUCCGAUAUCCUGCCUACCAUUGUCAACGACAUUUUCUGAUACAAACAUCACCCAACCGGAUCCCGUGACUCGCAUCAUCAUCAUUAACCCGCUCGAGUAGCCCGGCCGCUUCCGCUGCGAGAAUGGGCGCAACGUCGCAUCGCAUACCCUCGAUCACUGACGUAUUAUAUAUUUACUACAUUUUUAGCUUUUCCGAAUAGUUUUUGUUGUGCUGAUACAAAAUUUAUGCAUUCUCAUUACGAAGAGCUCGUAACGACCCUGCAGAUACAACGCUGUGGAAAAAUCUGCAACGGGACACCGCAUAUGUCGUUCCCGGAAGAUUCGCAUUAUCAGCAUACUGGAUCGGGCAGCACCGCUUUAAGGGAUUUGGCCCGCUCGGACUUGGAUUCGGAGUUGGAUUACUUAAACUUGGACUUGGAUUACUCAAACUUGGACUUGGAUUCGGAGUUGGAUUACUUAAACUUGGAGUCGGAUAACUCAAACUUGGACUUGGAUUCGCAGUUGGAUUAAAUCUGGAUUACUUAACUUGGAUUAUUUAAUUUAAA